Cladocopium goreaui is the source of this 2865-nucleotide messenger RNA. NCBI's taxonomy places the organism in Eukaryota, Dinophyceae, Suessiales, Symbiodiniaceae. The record is from the annotation of a GenBank genome assembly.
AUGUCAAAGCCCCGAAGUGGGCCAGAUCAAGUCGCCCUUCUCAAGGACUUUCUCAAAGAGUUGUGUGGCGAAGAUGACUAUGUGAUCAAAAGGCGAAAAGCAAUCAAAGCAGCCAGUGGUUUGAGUUUGAAGGAUAGCAGGGUUGCUCGGUUUACCUUUCUGUCCCGCUAUGCAGAUACAGCUGGCAUCAGAGAGCAUGAGGUAGAGCAGGAUGACAAUGCCAACUACCUCUUGCAAUUUUUUGCCACUUUCGCUGAUCAGUUACCGGUGGACGCCGAACUGAAGGAAGCCCUGUGCUGGGCAUCGCAUAGCCUCGGUCUAAACCCUCACUUGAAGUCUACACAGCUUCACAUGGCUUGGGCCGAGUCGGAGUCAGAGCUCCAACGUGCUUUCUUCAGCUACAUGAUGAGACGGUUCCAGAAGAACAGCAAUGCAAGGCCUGGCCGGUCACAUAUGUCGGACAUCAAGGCGGUGAUACGAGCGAAGCUGAAGGCCGCUGGACUUUUGACGAAGAAAGGCAAGAAGGUUGCUUCUCGGGGAAGAAGCUCUUCGUGGAAAAAUCUUGAUCAAGCAGGUGACGAGAAAGCUGAAGAUGAGAAGAUUUCUCCAACCGAACUUGAAGAAAGUGAGGAGGAGGAUGAGGAUGAAGAAGAAGAAGAAGCACAGCACCCCAAAGACGAAGGAGAGAAGGAAGACGAAGAAGACGAAGAAGGCAAGGAAGGUGGACAAGAUAGUUCCAACGCAGGCGAAGCAUUGGAGGAAGGAGAGCAGGAAGAAGAAGAAGGUGAAGCAAAGAAGGGUGACGAUCAGGAUGAAGGACAGAAACAUGAAGGAGAUAAUGGAGCAAACGAGGAAGACUUUGAUGAUGGCGCAGCAGAAGCAGAAGGCUAUGAAGUAGAGGAGGUUGAGGGCUACGAAGAAGGACUUUUGCGUGAGGAGGGAACUGGCGAGGAGGAAGCCCGAGAAAACGAUGAGAUCCUGGAGGCGAUGAUGGCUGAGGACGAGAAGGAGCUUGAUGACAUGAUGAAGUUUCUUCAAAGCGACCAUGAAGAGCAGAAGAAGAAGACAGCAAAGAAGGAUUAUGGUCCUCUUCGCCCUGACCAAUUUGAUACUUUGCCGAUGGAGUCAGACCCGGACUUUUGGCGCCUAGAUUCAAAGGAAGAUUCCCAAGUUCUCAUCUACAGCCCACCUGAUGAGACAAAAGCGAAAGCACCUGAGAAUGCAGAAGAUGACAAGAAGGCCAACAAGAAAUCAAACCCUCCAGAUGAAAAAGCGCAGGCAAAGUUGAAGGACAUGCCGGCUGCUGUGUGGACUACUCGCUGCCGGAGGUUGAAGAAUCCUGAUGCCGAAAAUGAAAAGGCUGGAAAUGAAACAGAAAGUCUGAAAGAUGAAGAGGAGGUGAAGACCAAGCAGGGAAAGCAUUUGGACAAGAAGGAUGCUCCCAAUGAGGAAGAUGCGCCCAAGACAAAGGAUGAUGAUGUGAAGCCAAAGAGAUCCAAAUCAGCCAAGGGUGAAGUCAGCAAGCAGGACACGCACAAGGGUUCUUCGACAGACAAGGCAGCGAAGGACCCGAAAAAAGAGAAGACACCUUUGGAGAGCAAGGCUUCUUCAAAAGACAAAACUGCGAUCCCCAACAAGAAAGACCCUGAGGAGCCCAAAGAGAUCGAGCUCGUGAGUGAUGAAAACGAAGAGCGGGAAAACAGAGGAACAUUCAAGGACCGAAAGCCUAUGACCAAAGAACCUCCUGUCUACAACGACAGUAUCGCAUGCGUUGCCAAGAAAAGAGCCGAUGAAGAAGAGAAGGCAAAUGAUAUCGCUGAGGUUUUGGAGGCUCAAAAGAUGAUGAGACAAGCCGUCAGAGAAGAGGAGGAAGAAGCAGAGGACAUGGAUAGAUUUAUGAGAGAAGAUGAAGAGUCAUCAGAAGGCAGGAAAGGUCGAGGUAAAGGAAAAGGACGCGGUCGAGGUAAAGGAAAAGGACGCGGCCGAGGACGGGCCAAAGGAAGGGGGAAAAGCACUUGCGCAAGAAAUUUGGAGACUGAGUUCAAAGAAGCAAGCGAGAAGCCAGAAGGAGAGAGCAAAGUGAAAGAGCUGGAGGCUGCAGAGGAAGCCAAGAAGUCCCAAAAGAAGAAGAGCGAUGCAGGAGAUGAUGGUGAGACACCCCCAGCAAAGCGCAGAAAGAAUGCACCGCAGAAGAAAAAUGAGAAGGGCAAAAAAGAAGAGGAUGAUGCAGGGGGAGCAGAGAGGAAGGUCCCAGUAAAGGCAGAAGCAGCUACAAGGAGGAAGAGAAAGCAGAAGGAUGAGGAUACCACGCCAAAGAAGGAGCACAAGGAGGCAAGCGCAGAGAAGCUAGGAGAAGAGAGUGAAGGUGCAAAGCCAGCUACGGUCACUCCAAAAAAGAAAGCACGUGUUGGGACUGCGGAAUCACCGAAAGUAUCCCCCAAGAAUACCAGGAAAAGGUGGGCAGCCAUGAAGGACGUGUCAUUUGCCGAAGUGAAGCAGGUGAUCAACGCCGACCAGGAUUUUGCGGGCCUGGCACCAACUCUCAAAGAGCUCGAAAAGACAUUGGGCGAAGGUAAGUCAUUUACUUUGCGAGCCCCUGAAAGUCUGCCUGACAAAGUCCCGCUGCAACCGGGGCAGAAAGAACCUGGACUCCAAGUUCUGCUGACUGCCCGGAGCUUCUAUGUCUACCCGGUGUUGCCUGCUACCGUGGCGUUGGUGAAUAAAAACCUUGGAAUGGCAUUCAAAGUGAAUAGCCAGAAAGGAGUGUCCAUUGGAUGGGCGAAGUACUCCGGUGUUGGCCCUUCGUGGGAAUGUGCCAAGUAUUUGGCUGGUUGGCAGCGCUCCUAUGAGUCAGAGACUCGCUGA